AUGGGAGCCAGCCACACCCUCCAUCUUUGGUGAGCAAAGGGGGCACAAGGGGCAAGAAAUCCAGGGGGAAUUCAGACAGCGGAGCGUUGGAGCACUUUAUUGGAAGGGGGGAAAUAAUCAUUUCCUUAAUAACAAUUGCAACAAUUUAUUUAACUAAUACAAUAAGGUUAUAACAUAUGUAUCCAUGUUUGUUAACUGAUGUGGUUAAACAAUAUUUUUUUAAAAACUGAGUUUUAGCAAAUCCUUAUUUUCUGAUGAAUAGCCUUUGGACUAUAAUGUAAUUUAAAUAGAAAAUCUUUAGAAAGAUUUUCCCUUCGAAAGCAUUUUAUUUUAAAAAUCGAUUUGAAUUUAAAAAAUCGAUUUGAAUUUUAAAAAUCAGAUUUAAAAUGUAAAAAUCCAAUUUAAAUUUAACAAACAUUAUUUUUAAAAAAUUAUUGAUUUUUAUCCACCCUGAUUAGGAAUUAUAGCUUUACCGGUUGGAUUUCUGCCUUUCUCAGGCUGCCGACACGCACUCUUUUCCCUUUCCUGUUUGCUGGCUGGUCAAAGAUCCACCCUCUUUCCCCGCAGGUACCCUGACCACCCGCCUGGCAAAAGGCACGACGCUUUCGAUACCGGGAACGCCACCUCCCUGUUUUUGGAGCGGGACCGCGUCUACAUGGAGGUGAAGGUCACCGUCUGGGUGGAGAGCCGGGUUGGCGAAGGCGUUCCUCCUCUGCGGUCGAACAACCUCACCCUGGUGAUCAACCAAGCCGGUAGGCUGGAAACAGCAAGCAGGGUGGGAUAGAUGACUUUGGGGGUCCCUUCCCAAUCGACAUCCCUAUGUUUCUAUGAGCUGGGGAUAUACAGCAUGCAAAAGAGGAGAUAUGAGCAUAGCUGUCAAGCGUCCCUUAUUUGGUGGGAAACUCCCUUAUCCCAGCGCCAUGUCCCACUGCUGUCCCUUAUGGAUGAUGUCCCUUAAAUUUCCCGGGUUUCAAAGGAAGCAGUUCCUCUCCCUCCCUCUCUGCUGGCCAACUCCAACUGUGUUGCUUGGCUGCGUUGCUCACCCAAUAAGGAGUCUGAGAAGGACUGGAGGGUGGAGCUUGCAUGCUUUCUGCCGAUCAAAUCGGCCGCCUUGCCUGGGGACUCGCCUUUGCUCAGCGCUUCCCAGCGGAGAGGUGACGGUGGUUUUCCUUGCUGCAUCCCCUUUGCCGGGUUGCUGCGCUGUGGGAACCACCGCUUGAGGCUUCGUUUGGCUGCUGGCUGGGCUUUCUGCUUUUGGCUCGGAGGGGCUCAGAAGUUGAACAUAACUGUACUUGGAAAAAUCCCUUAUUUUGUCUGCCGAUCCCUUAGUUUUGAGGCUGCUGGUCCCUUAUUUUCAAAUCUGUAAGUUGACAGCUCUGGAUAUGAGCACCAAAUAUCUCACGGGAAAGGGAGAGAGCUUGUUUUCUGCAGCUCCUCCGGAGGGCAGGACUCGAAUCCGUGACUUCGACCGCCGGAAUUUGGAUGGGCGACCACGGGUUGAGAUUUUGGCAUGGCAGAGGGUUGGACUAGAUGACUUUAGGGGUCCCUUCCAACAAUUCUGUGAUUCUAGGAGCUUUUCCUCCCAGCCUCCCCCCUCUCAUUGCAGUCAGGCUCGAAGCACCCACAGAAAUCCACUUUUCAAGGUCAAGAGGCCACAUGACCCUAACGUGGUCUGAAGUUGACAACUGCUGCGCUUCCUCCCGGGAGAACCAGGUCAGGAUGCGGACAGCAGCGCACGCCAACUGGACCGUGGUAAGUUGGCCGUCGAGACCAGAAGCCAAGGAGAGGGUGUCUUUAAAUUUGGGUUCCGGGAUAGAGUAAUAAUAAUAUUAUAAUUAUUUAUACCCCUCCCAUUUGGUUGGGUUUUCCCAGCCACUCUGGGUGGCUCACAACGGAACCUUAAAAACAUCAGUCAUUAAAAACUUCCCUAAACAGGGCUGUCUUCCGAUGUCUUCUAAAAGUUGGAUAGUUGUUUAUUUCCUUGACAUCUGGUGGGAGGGUGCCACCACCGAGAAGGCCCUCUGCCUGGUUCCCUGUAACUUGGCUUCUUGCAAUGAGGGAACUGCCAGAAGGUCCUCGAGAGAUGGACCCCGGUGUCCGGGGUGGAGACGCUCCUUAAGGGAUACUGGGCCUUUUAGGGCUUUCAAGGUCAGCACCAAGAUUUUGAAUUGUGCCUGGAAAUGUCCUGGGAGCCAAUGUAGGUCAAUGUAGGGGUUAUAUAGUCUCCACUCCCAGUCCCCAGUCUAGCUGCCACAUUCUGGAUUAGUUGUUGUUUCCGGGUCACCUUCAAGGGAGUCCCACGGAGAGCGCAUGGCAGUAGUCCAAGCGGGAGAUAACCAGAGCAUGCACCACUCUGGCCAGACAGUCCGUGCGCAGGGAGGGUCUCAUUCUGCGUCCCAGAUGGAGCUGCCCUGGACACAGAACUGACCUGCGCCUCCAUGGACAGCUGCGAGUCCAAAAUGACUCCCAGGCUGAGCACCUGCUCCUUCUGGGGCACAGUUGCCCCAUUCAGGACCAGGGAGUCCCCCACACCUGCCCGCCUCCUGUCCCCCAAAACAAUAUUGCCCAAGGUAAGGAUGCAAGGGCCUCUCUCAGUCAGCAGAGCAGGAGGCUCCCAGUGCCAGAUUUACGUAUAAGCUAAACAAGCUCUAGCUUAGGGCCCCACUCUCUUGGGGGCCCCAAAAAUUAAAUGGAAAAAAACCUGGAUGUACAUAUAAAAUAUAAGAUAAAAAACAAAUGAAAUAAAACCUACAUCCAGCAACCGUGUUUCGUGUUGUGUCGGCUCCAAGGGUGUAAGUCAUGGGCCUCGCCUGCUCCCUCAAAUAUCCCUGGUUUGCUCCUUUCUAUAUAUAGGGUGCCAACAUUCUGCAUGGACUGGUUGCAGGGCAACAUGCGCAAAUGGCUUGAGAUACCUAUUCGCUCCAUCAAUGACCAUCUAGUACAGGCAUCCCCAAAUUCGGCCCUCCAGAUGUUUUGGGACUACAACUCCCAUCAUCCCUAGCUAACAGGACCAGUGGUCAGGGAUGAUGGGAACUGUAGUCCCAAAACAUCUGGAGGGCCGGGUUUGUGUAGGCCUGAUAUAACAUAUAUUCAACACAAAAAACAGCGAAAAUUUGUUGUGGACAAAGGACAGCUGGACAUAGAAAGGGCCCCGUUACCUUCAGGAGCUGAGGGCCACAUCAAACUUAAAUUUGGCCCUGCUCUCUGGUCAUGGGUUUGUGCCCCUCGUUGGGUGAAAGAUUCCUGCCCCGCAGCGGGUUGGGCUGGAUGACCUGGGGGUGCCCCUCCUUGCCCAACAAUUCUGCGAUUCCACGACCGGCGGCGGAGCUCUGAGGAAUCCGGAACUGGCAGCCUCGCUUAUGCCGCCCCCAAACAGCUGCUUGAAAUCUCCCUGUUAUGUAAAGGGCACAGGGCGCAAAGGGUGACGCAAACCCCCCUGGCCAGCUGUUCUGCAGCUGUUGCAAAAUAAACAGGGUGUGUGUGAGAGAGAGAGAAAUAAAUAACCCGGAUUUGCAAGCGUCCGAUGGCAGCCGGGGCUUCCGCAGAGCCAGGAUUACGGCGUCAAAUCUAACGGGAUCAGGGGGUUCCUAGCGGGAAUUUAAACGCAGACGCCCACAUAAGUCUUACAUAAGCUUCCGGCAUAUGAUGCAGAUAAUAGAAUCGUAGAGUCGGGGACCCCGGGGGGUCAUCCAGCCCAACCCGCUGCCGUGCAGGAAACUCAGAUCUGGGGGUGCCCCAGUCUUGGUGCGUAUUUAGGGUGGCGCUCGUCCUGUCCUGCGACUCGGGAGUCACAGCUCAGGGGUAGAAGCUGCAGAGACCUGAAACUAAGGAAUUGGUGAUGCUGGCAUAAUAAUAAUAAUAAUUUUUUAUUUAUACCCCACCCUUCCCAGUUUAAAAACUGGGCUCAGGGCAGCUAACAGCAAAUAUACAACACUGAUUAAAAUGCGGCAUAAAACAUCAUAUAACACAGCCUAAAUGCAGCAUCAAUGUCAAUAAAAUUCUAAAAUUCAGGGGUCAUUUGGGGGAGGGAUCCCAGUCAGUAGACAUCAAAUAAUCACUGGCCAAGUUGGUCCUGCUAGGGCCAGCAAGGAGACCAGGGAAGAGUUAAAUGUGGGGUCCCAGAAGGGUUUCUUCAUAGAAAAGGAAAGGGAAAAAGGAAUAGAGGAUAGGCUAAUUCAAACUGGAGGCCAGGCGGAAUAGCUCUGUCUUACAGGCCCACCAGGUCGGAGCCACCACUGAAAAAGUCCUGGCCCUGGGGAAGGAUAAUCUGGCUUCUUUAGGGACCUUUAAACUAUUAUUAUUAUUCAUGGGCCUUAGCCCUUCCUAUAAUUUCGAAGGAAAAGGUCACCAAUCCGGUUUAAAUUCUUUCCUUGCCAGCCAUUUCUUAGGAAACAGCAAGGAAUGUCUGUUCCUUGGUUGUGAAAGGAGCCGGACACUGUCUACUCAGAAGUCAUCGUUUGGAUGGGGGGCUUUUAUCUGUUUCCGCAGUCGCACAGUCAGUCCAUCAGUAGCUGAACUGGGUUCCGCACAGUCCCAAAAACAAGUAAACCGAAAAAGCCUCCAAAACGCAAAAUAAAUAGCAAUAACAAAAGCACCAAAUUUAUCCGAUCUGGAAGUCCGUUUGACUUCUGAAAUGUUCGGAAACCGAGGCACAGCUUCUGAUUGGUGCAAGCGCCCCAGAAAUAAUAGCUGACAGCCGCAGCGGACGUUUGGCUUCUAAAAAACGUUCGAAAACCGGAACACUCACUUCCGGGUUUGGGGCAUUUGGAAACCAAACUGUACUCAAUUUAUUCUACUCCUGCGAAUGUUUUAAUUUGCAGCCAUGAUCGUAUAUCGAAGCAAACAUCCACCGUCCUUUUCUAACUGUCUAUCCGUAAGUCCCAAAGCAGAGGAAGAGUUCUGGUUUCGGUGGAAAAUGCGUCAACUUGAAAUUCAGGAGAAACUUCCUGAUGGGGAGAAUAGGAUGUCUGUAUUUUCUUCGGAGAAAUAUUGGAGGGGGUGGACUGGGGGGGCAGCGGAGACCCCGCUUUUCCUGAGCUUCGUCUUGUCUCGAUUUUAGGGGAACUGCAAAACUCAGGAGCGGCACAAAGCCAAGGAGACCAUCGCAGGUAAGAUGUCGCUGGCAGGCAAUUUGGACUCGAGGAUGUUUCUUCGUUUUAUGUUUCUUUGUUUUCCUACGAAAUCGUUUUUAUUGGUUUUGCAAAUGCAAAGUUACAAAUAAACACCAACACAAAGUAGUAAAAACAAAUUUUACCAAAUCAGCCACAGAUUCACACAUAUGCAACACGGUUUUUCCAAAAACUGGUUCCCCGCACUCUGCUCUCAACGCGUCUAAGGUUUUUUUUAAUUGGUUUUACAAUUACAAAGUACAAAUAAACACAAACUAGUGAAAACAUAUCUGUCUAAAGAGAUUCUGCGAAUCUUGAGAUUUCCCCCCUUCCCCUCUGUGUGGUCCCAUUUUAAAUAUCUACAAUAGCAUCUUCAUCCGUAUCAAACCAUAUUGUCCAUAAUAAAUUUUACACUACAAGUGAGUCAAAAUCCUGCCAAUGUUUCCAUCUGCUUACAUUGGUCUCCUAGAUAAAUUAUAAUUUCCCCCCUUCUUUUGUAAAGUUUUUAUCCUCUCGGUUUCUGAUUUUUCUGGUCAGUUUUGCCAUUUCGGCAUUCGAUCUCUGGGAUCGAAUAAACAGCAAGGUGGUUUCCGUUUGCGGUUUGACUCCUAUCUCCGCCGCUUCCUCCAGUCAGGUGCCCCGUGGAAGGGAACGCUCCGUACGAAGUGCAGGUCCGAUAUCGGAUCUCCGGCCCCUACAGCGACUGGAGCGACUGGAGCCGGUCUGUCUUCGUUCCGUCUGGUGAGUUUGCUGCUUCACCCAGCUGUUAUAAGGGGGAAAACUGCUCCUUUUCCCUUAUGGGGUAUCCAAGAGCCCCUAUAGAGUCCAUAAGUGAGUUGCCUAUCAGUAGGAGGAAACCAAAGACAACACAAAAGGAAAGAGGGAUGAGAAGGGAAGAGGAAACCAAGCGAGCUCAGACUCCAAAACUUUUCAACUUGUAGAUUCUGCAAUCUCCAGAUGUAAUAUGCAAUGUGAGAAACGUGAGGCUGGACUAGGCGGAUCUUUGCAAUGAGCUAUUUAGGAAAUAGAGGACAUAUUUGCAUGUUCUUGUUAUAAGGGGAAAAAACUGCUCCUUUUCCCUUAUGGGGUAUCCAAGAGCCCCCAAUGCAGGGGUCAGCAAACUUUUUGAGCAGGGUGCCAGUCUACUGUCCCUGAGACCUUGUGGGGGGGCAGACUAUAUUUUUUGGGGGGGGGGUGAACGAAUUCCUAUGCCCCACAAAUAACCCAGAGACACAUUUUCAAUAAAAGCACACAUUCUACUCAUGUAAAAGCAUGCUGAUUCCCGGACCAUCCGCAGGCUGCAUUGAGAAGGGGAUUGGGCUGGAUCCGGCCCCUGGGCCUUAGUCUGCCUACCCAUGCCCUAUAGAGUCCUUGAAUCAAAAAUCAUUUUAAGUUAGAGCUCUGUAAUUAUUUCGCUGCUAAUAUACUUCUUAAUUGUAUUUCACUGUUAAGAGACUUCUCCUCUUCAACAAUGACUUUGAUAAAAUGCAUAUUUCGUGAUGUGCAAAUGGCUUGAGAUAUCUGUUAGGUCCAUCAAUGACCAUCUAGCAUCUAUUCAACACAAAAAAAAAAAACAAAGGCCAUUUGUUGUGGACAAAGGACAGCUGGACAUAGAAAGGGCCCCGUUACCUUCAGGAGCCGAGGGCCACAUCAAACCGAAAUCUGGCCCUGGGUAGCAGGGAGCCCAGAAGCACAUGGCGAUGCCAAUGAAAUGUGUUUUGCCCCUUCCAGAACUCCUCAAGAGCCCAGAACUCAGUUGCAGCACAGAGCCUCUUGGGGAAAACGGUCGGAGGAAGGUGACCCUGAAAUGGGAGGUAGGUAAAGGGGGCUGGCCACAUCUGAUCGCUGGUUCCCUGACCUCUUCCUCUUUUCCGGGCUAAACAUCCCCAGCUCCUUCAACCGUUCCUCAUAAGGCUUAGUUUCCAGACCCUUGAUCAUCUUGGUCGCCCCUCCUCUGCUCACCUUCCAGCUUCUCAGCAUCCUUCUUAAAUUGUGGUACCCAGAACUAGACACAGGAUUCCAGGUGGGGUCUGGCGGUUGGAGGAUGGAUGGCGGCUAAUAGAUGGAGAUUGAAUCCUGACAAGACAGAAGUCCUGUUUUUUGGGGGGGGGGACAGGGGGGGACUCCCUGGUCCUGAAUGGGGGCAACUGUGCUCUUUGAGUUCAGUCAGUCAACCGGCUACAAAUCCGCCGUUCAACUCACAUUUUGCCAGCUUCCCUGCAAGAAUUUCGUGGGGGAUUUUCAAGAUAUUCUAUACCCACAGGGUUCCCCUGAUCUGCCAAGCUUGUAACUCCAUCAAAAAAGAGAUUGUCUACACGUACUGGCAGCAAAAGCCAAUCUCAUGACAGCAGCAAGGAUGAAAAAAAUCAAAUAUCCUUUAUUAGGCAUAGCAAGCCACACAUGAUCAAGCAGACAUGGUGCAAAAUACGAGCUCAGCAUAGCGAGGUUUGUCCCAGUCAGAUCUUUAACUCCAGAGGAAAUCAAUUUGCAUAAACAAUACAACACUACCACAUCACCGAUCAAUUAAGAACCAUGAAAUCUCUUUAUAAUGGCCCAGUCUUUCUACAUGGACAGCACUCAAAAAUCCAGCCACUGUUAAAAUAAUUUGAUCGUUCCUGUCUGAAAGCAGCUGCUGAACCGUUGGUAGCGUAGAAUUCAGCCUACUGAGCUGUCAGGCCUCUAAUAAUUGUCUUCUGGCAUAAAUGCCAAAAUCGCAAGAAAAGAAAAUACUCUCCAAAGUAUCAGGUUCCUGUUUACUACGUUUGCAGAGACGCUCUGGUUCUGGGAGAGCGAAAUAUCUUCCUCUCACUAUCAGCGAGGGAAACAUAUUAAAUCCGGCUAACACAAACAGGUCCGUAUAGUUAAAGCCAUGGUUUCCCCAGUAGUGAUGUAUGGAAGUGAGAGCUGGACCACAAAGAAGGCAGAUCGCUGAAGAAUGGAUGCUUUUGAAUUCUGGCGCUGGAGGAGACUCUGGAGAGUCCCAUGGAUUGCAAGAAGAUCAGACCUCUCCAUUCUGAAGGAAAUCAGCCCUGAGUGCUCACUGGAAGGACAGAUCCUGAAGCUGAGGCUCCAAGACUUUGGCCACCUCAUGAGAAGAGAAGACUCCCUGGAGAAGACCCUGAUGUUGGGGGAAAUGGAGGGCGCAAGGAGAAGGAGACGACAGAGGAUGAGAUGGUGGGACGGACAGUGUUCUCGAAGCGACCAGCAUGAGUCUGACCAAACUGCAGGAGGCAGUGGAAGACAGGAGGGCCUGGCGUGCUCUGGUCCAGGGGGUCACGAAGAGGCGGACACCACUAAACAACUCAACAACAACAACAUAAACAGCCUCAGCAAGGAUGGAAACCUGCCUGUUUUUCAUCCUGCAUUUCUGGCCCGCCCCGCGGGGACGUUGUGGCAAAGGGAAUGUCUUGAGUUGCAAAAAUAUCUGGCCCAUAACCCUGACUUUCCUUUGUUGCAGAAGCCCAGCCGGGAACAAGGGGAGGUGAAAUACAACUUGACGUUUGCCCUGCUUCCCUGCCUCUGCCUGUACGAAUCGGUAAACAUAUCUGAGGCGAUAAACGUGACUUCCUUCCAAACCUUUCUGUCGGGGGCCGAGUACAACAUCUCCCUGCAAGCCAACAAUGGGGCCAGCCAGUCCCCGGCCUCCUUUUGCAGGCUCCCGGCGGAGCAAGACGCAGGUUUGUCCUUGAAAACCAGAGGGCUACUGUCUGCAGCACGCGAGGAGAAAGGAACAGGGAGGGAUGAGGAAGAAAGCAAACCCAGCUGCCCGUUCUUAAACCCCAAGGCGGGGCAUGGGGUAUCCCUAGAGGUGCCAAUCGCUCUUUGAAAAGCUGGUGCCACCGAUUCGAGUCCAUCAGUUUUGAAAAAAUGUGCAAUUAAUUAAUCGCCCCUUAUCGACACCAUUGUCUUGCUUUUAUUAUUAUCGAUUUUUAUUAGUAAUAAUAAUAAUAAUUUAUUAUUUAUACCCCGCCCAUUUGGCUGGGCUUCCCCAGCCACUCUGGGCGGCUUCCAACCAAAGAUUAAAAUACAGUGAUAAAUCAAAGAUUAAAAGCUUCCUUAAACAGGGCUGCCUUCAGAUGUCUUCUAAAAGUUUCUAGUAGGUUUUUAACAAGUUUACUUUACAUGCAAUAUAUCGUUCACUUAUAUUUUUUCUUUUUGGAUUUCCCACCUCUCUCGCACUGAUUUUUUUUGUCCUUUUCCUUAAUUGCUGUGUGUUCCUUGUUCCGUAACUCCAUCCUAACAUCAUUUCCGUUUUUCCUGCGCUGCUCGUAUCUCAGCUCGUCAUUAUCUUCAUUGCAAACAACAAUUCUGAAUAGUGUUUUUUUUUAAAUAGGGUAGGGGGGCUGGAGGUGGGUUUAUUGAGCGGGCAGCGACCCUGGAAAAAUUGGGAAGUUCUGAUCCAGUCUCCUGUUUUGUGCGGGUCGUUGUUGUCGCUUAACGAUUCGUAAUAUAAUUCUUAUCCGGAAUAAAACCAUUUCCCGCAGUGAACCCUUGCGUUCCCCUUUAAGGCAACGUCUGCUAAAAUGAAGGGAUCCCUGCAAGAACUUGCGCGGCGAUUGAAUCAGACAGCUGUCAAUCUUCGCUUCACGGCGGAUGGAAUUGCAGAGGCAAAAGCUUUGCUCGGCAAAACGGGGAUUGUGGGUGAUUGGCAGCUGACUCCGCCCGUGUUCCCAAACGUCCCAAAUGCCAGGGUUGCGGGAGGUCAGGAUCUGACCCGUGGCCACCCACCGCUGUCAUCCCUGACCAUUGGCACGACUUAGGGGCAUUCUGGCCAGCCGCAGUGAGAGCCAGUUCUUACAGAGCCUCCAGCUGAGGCGCAGUCUACCGCGAUUCCUAGGUUUCUAUCGGUUAUUUGGCCCCUGUGAGAGAGCAGGUUGCUGGUCUGACCCAGCUGCCGGCCUCUUCUUAAUUUCUUACAUCUUUACUGUUUUGCUUUCCUAUUCCGGGAACCAGACCCAGAGGGGAGAAUCGCCUCCCGUCGCCUGGUUCCUCUGCCCGUUUCUGACCCCGUCUCAAGGCUCCAUCCUCUCCCCCAUCUCUUUUAAAUCAGAACCAGUGAAGGUCCGGUGUGAGUGUCUGGAGGCAACUGAAGAAUGGGUGGCAAUUUAAUGGAUUGAGGUUGAAUCCUGACAAGACAGAAGUACUGCUUAUGGGGCACAGGGGGUGGGGGACUCCCUGGUCCUGAAUGGGGCGACUGUGCCCCUGAAGGACCAGGUGCGCAGCCUGGGGGUCAUUCUGGACUCACAGCUGUCCAUGGAGGCGCAGGUCAGUUCUGUGUCCAGGGCAGCUCCAUCUGGUACGCAGGAUGAGACCCUCCCUGCGCGCGGACUGUCUGGCCAGAGUGGUGCAUGCUCUGGUUAUCUCCCACUUGGACUACUGCCAUGCGCUCUCCAUGGGGCUUCCUUUGAAGGUGACCCAGAAACUACAACUAAUCCAGAAUGUGGCAGCCAGACUGGGGACUGGGAGUGGAGACCAUAUAACACCGGUCCUGAAAGGACCUACAUUGACUCCCAGCACGUUUCUGAGCACAAUUCAAAGUGUUGGUGCUGACCUUGAAAGCCCGAAACGGCCCAGUAGACCUGAAGGAGUGUCUCCACCCCGGACACCGGUGUCCCUCACCCGAGGGCCUUCUGGCGGUCCCCUGCCUGCGAGAAGCGAGGUUACAGGGAACCAGGCAGAGGGCCUUCUUGGUGGUGGCGCCCUCCCAUCAGAUGUCAAGGAAAUAAACAACUAUCUGACUUUUAGAAGACAUCUGAAGGCAGCCCUGUUUAGAGAAGCUUUUAAUGUUUGAUGUUUUAUCGUGUUUUUAAGGUUCUGUUGGGAGACGCCCAGAGUGGCUGGGGAAACCCAUCCAGAUAUGUGGGGUAUAAUUAUUAUUAUUAAUAUUAUUAUUAUUAUUCUGACCCCAGUAGGUCCCACCUUCCAGGAGGUCAUCCAGUCCGGCAAGAACUUCUCAGUGACGUGGGGGUCGAAGCACGAGGUCAUCUGCUUCGAAAAGGACCCGGGAAGGUCCUGCGAGGACGACGACAUCCAAGAGGUCAACGAGAUCAGCUGGUCAGGCAGGUUCUUUUCCAUGGGCCUCUGAUUUAUGUUUAUUUUUAAAAAAUAAGAAUAGAUAAACCACCACACAAACUCUCAAAACCACAAAUGGGUUUCAUCCGAUGUAAAAAUCGAUCUGAAUGAUGCUACAGGGGGAGUUGGAUGGAUGAGCAAAGAAGGGGAGAGAGGCUAGGUACGCCUUCCUUUUUCUUUAAUGGAGUUCCUGCUCCAUGCUUAGCAGACUAGUUGUUUAGCUGAAUCAAUAUCCUUUUUCAAAACCCUCUCAGCUGUUUAUAUAAAAUAUAAAAGCAAAUGUUGAAAUGGUCGCUGAAAAGGCAGGAGUUUAGAACAAGCAGAAAUCUGAACUACUUUUUAUUUUUUAAAGAAUAUAUACAUGCAACAAAAAACAAUUCAGAAUGCAAAUAUUGAGAUUACUCUGAACCUUCCGACUUCACCCCAUCCUUUCCAAGUGUCCUAAAUGAUAAUUUACAACUGCAUAUCAAUACUUUAUCCAAAUUUUUAUCCUUCUAAAUUAUCCGUUACUUUACAAGUAUGGUUAAAACCCUGCUAACGUUUCAACCUGCGGUCUCGUAAAUAAAUUAAUAAACUUUUCCCGUUCCCUCUUAAAAUUCUCGUCUUCUUGAUUUCUGAGCUUCCCGGUUAAUUUUGACACGGAAAGCUGAAUUUCUGAGCAAAGAGCAGCCCUUCAUAGCCACGCUCAGAUUAAAACGCAUGUCCGUUUCGCAUGUCUGGACAGGUGUGUCUAAAUGAAAAUAAAAAAGGGGUUCAAGCCUAAAAUAGGACAGUAUAAAAGUCCAGCCAGCCCCAGUUUUUCUUUUGCAAAGCUGUUUUGCAAAGAGCCGGAAUAAAUGUGUUUCAUAAGAUGAGCUGACUCCGUCAGAAGAUGUCAGCGUCAGGGAGAAAUUGAGGGGAACUGAUUCCCGGGAAACUCUGCAAAGGGAGUGCAGUGACCCUGAUGAGUCUGCUAAAUGGAGUAUUAUGGGAUGCUGCUCAUAGCUAGACCGGGCAGCUGUGGGGAUUAACAGAGUGCCAGCCUUGGGCUCUGAUUCUGCAGGACUGACUCCCCUAAAAUGGGAGCAUUUAGAGAUAUUAUUAUUAUUAUUACCAUGGUACCUUGGUUCUCAAACUUAAUCCAUUCCAAAACCAAAGCGUUCCAAAAGCAAAGCGCACUGCUUUCCCAUCGCAAGUCAUGCAAAACGGAUUAAUCCCUUCUAGACUUUUAAAAACAGCCAUUGAACGUGAAUUUUACUAUCCAGCGAGACCAUCGAUCCACAAAACGAAAGCAACAACCAAUGCACUGUAGUAUAAAAUAUAUAAGGCAGUAUUGUAGACGAUUAAAUUAAAAUGAAUGUUUUUUUCUUAGCUUCACUGAUGAUGGUCGUUGUUUGGAUGGGGGGCUUUUAUCCAUUUCCGCAGUCACACAAGGUUUUAGGCCCUUCAGAUAUUCUCCGAAUCCCUGACUGUGUCCUCCUUUUUCAGGGGUUCUGGAGUCCGACGUCUGCACCCGCCUGGCGGUCCAUGGAUGGGACCCGGACAAAGACGCCUGGUCAACACUGGGCCUCGUGCGCCUCUUCCACAGAAGCGGUGCGUCUAUCUGCUUUGCAUCAAGCUGUCACGGUCCAGUCUACGGGCAAUCAAAGUCUGCAUUUAUAGACAAUUUGUUCCUUCCCCUCACCCUCCAAAAUGCUUUAAGGGACCCCUGACCAUUAGGUCCAGUUGCGGACGACUCUGGGGUUGCGGCACUCAUCUCGCUUUAUUGGCCAAGGGAGCCGGCGUCCAGCUUCCGGGUCAUGUGGCCAGCAGGACUAAGCCGCUUCUGGCGAACCAGAGCAGCGCACAGAAACGCCGUUUACCUUCCCGCCGGAGUGGUCCCUAUUUAUCUACUUGCACCUUGACGUGCUUUCGAACUGCUAGGUUGGCAGGAGCAGGGACCGAGCAACGGGAGCUCACCCCGUCGUGGGGAUUCGAACCGCCGACCUUCUGAUCAGCAAGUCCUAGGCUCUGUGGUUUAACCCACAGCGCCAACCGCAUCCCUGACCAAAAUGCUUUACUGAUGUUAAAAAGAUACGACAGACCAAUGUAUAUACAAUCAAAACAGAAAUACGAAAAGAAAAUCACGUUAUCCGUUCCCAGCGACUUCCCGCCACGCCAGCCUGUAUUUACUGCUUGUUUUAUUUGGCGUAUUCUCUUUGCAAUCCCCAUUAAUAUCCCCUCUUUUAAUUACCCGUUGUAUCACAGCAGUCAUGUGAGUCCUGCCCGCUGACUUUAUGUCGGUACAAUAACCUUUUCAACAUUUUUUUAUACAUAUCCCAUUUUCGAAGAAACGUUCAUUCGGUAUUACCUCCCAACUUGCCUUUCCGCCAGCUCUGUGAACUCCAACAAUUUGUUCCUGUGUCGGCGAGUUUGUAGAAGUCUUCGACGCAAUCGUAGAAGGGGAGCCCCAUAGAUAUUUCCCCAGUUCAUCAGAAUCGGUCUUUUGGCCAUGGUCGGGGCGUGGAGAGCCCAUGGGGAAUUAUUGUAUUUUAUUAUUUUGUUAAAGCAAUGACAAACCUAGACAACAUCUUCAAAAGCAGAGACAUCACCUUACCAACAAAGGUCUAUAUAGUAAAAGCUAUGGUUUUCCCAGUAGUGAUGUAUGGAAGUGAGAGCUGGACCAUAAAGAAGGCUGAUCACCGAAGAAUGGAUGCUUUUGAAUUCUGGUACUGGAGGAGACUCUUGAGAGUCCCAUGGACUGCAAGAAGAUCCAACCUCUCCAUUCUGAAGGAAAUCAGCCCUGAGUGCUCACUGGAAGGACAGAUCCUGAAGCUGAGGCUCCAAGACUUUGGCCACCUCAGGAGAAGAGAAGACUCCCAGGAAAAGACCCUGAUGAUGGGAAAGAUGGAAGGCACAAGGAGAAGGGGAGACAGAGGACGAGAUGGUGGGACAGUGUUCUGGAAGUGACCAGCAUGAGUUUGACCCAACUGUGGAAGACAAGAGUGCCUGGCAUGCUCUGGUCCAGGGGGUCACGAAGAGGCGGACACGACUAAACGACUAAACAACAACAACAAAUAUUUUGUUGGAAGCUGCCUAGAGUGGCUGGGGAAACCCAGCCAGAUGGGCGGGGUAUAAAUAAUAAAUUAUUAUUAGUAUUAUUAUUAGUAUUAGUAUUGUCCUUUUGUAAGAGGUUCCAUGUACUGGGAUCCUGCCCUCUUUAUCCCACCCUCCCCUGAGUCCCUCUUCCCUCUUUCCCUCUUUUUAGAGCCUUCCGAAGAUCCCUUGCGCCUGGAUGUGGCCAUGCCAACGCCCACCUCCGCCGACAUCCGCUGGCACCCCCCUGCCCUCCUUGCUAGCUGCCCCGGCGCGUUCCAGAAAUACAUCCUCUGCUGGCACGACGAGCGAGGCGAGGAGAUAGCCAGUGAGUUUGGUCGCGGCGGGAGACCCGGGUGUGAAACGCGUCCAGUGCGCAUGGAGUGCCACCGAGCCGCGAGAUGGGGGGUCCCCAAAGGGGGCAAAGGGGGCAGGUUAAGAGGCAAAGGGGUGCCAUCUGUCAUGGGUACUUCGAUUCCUGCAUUGCAGCGGGUUGGGCUGGAUGACCCCAUGGGGUCCCUUCCGACUCUCCAGCGUAUAAACCGGACUUUGGAUCAAGUUCACCUGUUUGGUCGCACCGAUUACACCAUAUCGUUUUAACUGGGGUUGUUUUUGUUGUUGUUGUUAAGUAAUUUUUAUUACUUCCCAAUUACAAAUACCCAAUAUGCGCCAUAUUAUAUUAGCCAAUUCAAAUACAUAGCCAAUUCUAAAUUUUGUGCUCUGCUACCCUUUAAUUCAGCCUCCAGACUGUUGCAAAAAACCAAAUACAUUCUCAAUAGAAUCACUUAUAUCGCAGCUACAAUAAUUAACUUCAAUUCGCAUUGAGACGUAUAAACAUUUGUAAAUCCGCAAGUGAAGUUCUCCUAUCUUCUUCCUGGGUGAGGCUUUGAUUUCCGUCAAUUGCUCCUUUAAUUCUUUAUCAAAUACAGUGGUCCCUUGGUUCUCAAACGCCUUGGGACUCGAACAACUUGGAACCCAAACACUACAGAACCGGAAGUAUGGUAAGUGUUCCAGUUUGAGACCUAUUUUCGGAAGCCGAACGUGCUCCGUUUUGAGUGUUACGCUGAGGUCUGUUUUUGCUAUUUAUUUUGCGUUUUUUGUUUUUGCGGCUCCUUUUUCCAACCGAUAUUAGCAUUUUUUGUAUAUUAUAACCUUCAGUUUUGGUUGAAUCUCUUUUCAGUUUAUUGUACUGUUGACUUCCUAUUCCCACUUAAACCAUUAUUUUCAUUUUCUCCCCGUAGCUUACGAGGUCAGCACCUCCGAGACUCGCUUCACCAUCUCAGACCUGCAGCCCAACACCACUUACCGGGUCGGAGUCGAGGUUUUGACCGCCGGGAGCGACGGCCGCUGCCAAAACCUCGUCGCCUUUCGAACCCGCCCCGCAGGUACGGCGCGUCUCUGCAACCCCCCUGUGAAAUGUCUCCUCUUUGGGUGCUGGCGGUAGAAGUUCCUCUUCUUCUUCCUCUUCUUCCUCCUUCUCCUUCCUGUUCUUCCUCCCCUAACUCUAAUCUCAAGGCCAAGGGUUCAAGCAACAGAGGGUUGGGCUAGAUGACCGCAUGGGGUCCCUUCCUAGGAUUUUGUGUUUUUUAAUAAUUCUUUCUCUGCCAGAUUCCAAGAAGACGACUCUGACGCUCAGCCUCCUCCUUCUGGGUCUCGUCGGAGGGGUCCUAGUUGCCGCCAGCGCCGUCCACAUUUGCAAAAAGAGGUGGGGGUGUAGGAAUAGCUCGAAAAAUACAUGGGGGGCCUUUGCUGGCAAGAUAGACGCUGCAUGCAUUUUUCCCCAGUUUCCAAAUCUCCCCAAAUCAGGGGUGCUUAAAAGCUGCGCCGCAAUUUCAAAAAUUUUUAUUUUAGUUAAUGAAAUCUGGCUUUGCUUGGUAAUCUGUAGUGCUUUUUUGCUUAAAAAAAAUAAUGUUAAGGGGUCCUCUCACUUUGAAAAAUCACCGUUUUAUAGUUCAAAUCAGGGGGGGAAAUACAUACAGCAAAUGGACAAAAAGGCAAAGAUUCGCAAAAUGUUUAGGGGUAUGCGGACCCACCAGGAAAAAAGGCACUGGUAAGAUCUGAGCGAAAUCACUCCAAAAUCAGGAAAAACAACAAUGUUGCGGUAAUGUUAAUAUUUGCCGUUCUUAUUAUUCAGCCUUUGCAGAAAUCAAAAUCCUGGGGUUUUCCCCUACAGCGGUUUUUGUGCUUCUUCGCCAGGCAAGAGACAUACCAAGCCCCCAAAAUAAAAGCAGAUUUGAAUCCCUCACACCCCUAAAAGCAUAUUUCUAAGACGCCUCGCUGAAGGAAUUUGCCAAAAAAAUAAUAAUCUCACCCCCUAAAACGACACCCCCUGGCGCUGCUGUUCCUAAGCCCUGGGGGUGGCACCACCUCUGCAUAUAGGCAAACCUGCCUGUUUCGACUUUGCUGUUAACCUGUGGAACGCCCUGCCACAAGGGGCCGCCAACCUUGGAUGGCUUCGAAAGAGGACCGGGCCAAUUCAUGGAGGAGGGAAAGGCUAGGGAUUGCUAUUAUAGCCAGGAGGGCUGUGUGUUCUCCUCCUCCUCCGUCGGAGGCAGUAAACGCUUCCGGAUCCUAGUCGCCGGAAAAGGGAGAGCGUCGCUCCGGUGUUCGAAUCCUGCAUGCCGGUUUCCCAAAAACACUUUCCCCUAAAAACGGGUCCCCUUUGGUUAUUCUUACGUCCUGAUGGAGCCUCCAGCUCCAGGCAAAGUCUAUCUGGACGCAGAGCUCCGCUUUCCUGCAAUAGGCAAAAUCUCUUUCCUCCUUCUUCCCUCUCCUGCCACAGGGUGAAGGAAGUUCUGUGCCCGCCCUUGCCAGACCCGGCCGACACGGAAGCCGUCAAGAUCCUCGCCGGAUCCUCGCCGGGGCAGGUGAGUCUCUGUGAAAUGGGCGCAAUCAGUCGUCGCUCCGGGUUCAAACGGCAUCUCUGGAAUGGGCAGGAGAGCUCUUGAUGGCUGAGGCUCUCUCUCUCUGCCCUGUGGGGUGAGACACCCGCCUGGGUCAGGAGAGCCUUUUUGGCUCCGGAGAGGGGACACGGGUGCGAGAAACAGCUGUGGGCAGUGGCAGGGGGGUGCGAUCGCCCUGAGUAUCAUGCCUAGCAGGGGUGACAAAAUCCCCCCAGGCGGAUCGGCGUGGUGGCGCUUGCAACCCUCAGCGGGUGAAUUUUCACGAUUGGCACGAUCGUCGUCAUGAAAAUCCGUCCGCUGGUUGGGCAAAUCCGCCCGGCGAUCAGCUUGGCACCCACCCACCGGCAGGUGGUUUUUGCACCCCCUCGGCGGGUGACGCUUGCAUCCCUGGCACGCAGUUUUACGCGGCUGGCGCGAUCGCCGUCGUGAAAAUCUGCCCGCCGAUCGCACAAUUUGCAUGAACGCCGGCUGGAUUUGCACGUAUAUUUUUCGCGGCCGAAAAAGAAAAUCUCAGUAACUCUGGUCAACAUUCCCGAAAAUUGCAAUGUGUGUGUGGGGGGGGGUGACAAAAAAGAAUUCGCACCCGGUACCCCUGAGCUUGCUACGCCUCUGGGCAUGGGUGCAAUUUACGGCCGGCUCACCCCGAACCCCACACUUCUUCUUCUCCCUAGCUGCACCCACGGCGAAGCUUCGUUCAGCCCCUGGAGUCCAGCAGCCCCACGGAACCCCUCAUUCUCGAACGCAGGUCUCCGUCCAAAGAGGACCCGGCCGUUGGCACCGCGGCGGACUUUCCGGCCCUCGCCAACCCCGCCGAAGAGACCCUCUUGCCCAAGGAGGACCAGCCGGGCUCGGGGGACCUCCUGCCCUCCGAGUACAAGAGCCAGGGCUUCCUGAGCCCCAUGGAGGACGAGCGGCAAGGCAGGGGGGCUGGACGUCUGCAAUGAGGCGGGCGCCGCCGGCCGCUCGCUGGCACCCCCGAAAUGGGGCGGUCAAUGCCACCAGCGGCUCUCUGGGGCAAGAUGGCAUUAGGGGGCAGAGGGAAGGGGCUGUUCUUCGUCGGUUCUCAUGCCCCCCAUGUCCAGGGGGGCAGGAAACGAGGGAAGCGCUUUGGGGAAGGUUUGCGCCCAGCAGGAAAGGAAGAGGCCGAGGCAAAGUGGUCGGAAUCGAGGAUUUUGAGUCAGUAAUAAAUGUUGGAAAUGUAAAGAAAAAGAGGGAACAUUUUAUCACAUGUGGUGGGAAUGUAAAAAAGGUGAAAUACUUCUGGGAGACGAUAUAGAAUGAGAUGAAAAAAAUGUUGAAAUAUACAUUUAUAAAGAAACCAGAAGCAUUUUUACUGGGUAUUUUUGGGAGCGAUAUAAAUAGAAAGGAAUGUAAGCUCUUUUUAUAUGCAAUAACAGCAGCAAGAAUAUUACUGGCCCAAAAAUGGAAGCAAGAAGAAUUGAAGAAUGGAGGGUGAUAUUAAUGGACUAUGCAGAACUGGAUAAACUAACAGGAAGGAUUCGAAACCGGCGGGACCAGAAAUUCACGGAAGACUGGAGUAAAUUUACGGACUAUUUGAAAAGUAUUUGUGAAGAGCAGACGACGUUUGUAGGUUUGCAAGAAGUUUUGUGAGGAGUAUUAUUGGAAGGAUCGCAAAAAUGGACAAGGGGGAGGAUGAUUUGUUAAGAGAUGUAAAGGCAAUAUAAAGUUAAGAAAUGCAUAAGAAGUGGUUAAAACGGUGGAUCAUCAGAGGUGCUGAUGGAAGUCCAAAAAGAUUGUAUAAGUGAUAAGUUUUGUGGUACAUUUUAUAAAAUUUAUAUGUUAAAAUCAAUAAAAAUUAUU
Molecule: messenger RNA, 18958 nt
Organism: Podarcis lilfordi (Lilford's wall lizard)
Lineage: Eukaryota; Metazoa; Chordata; Lepidosauria; Squamata; Lacertidae
Source: the annotation of a GenBank genome assembly